AUGCUGCAAAUUUCCCUUUUGGGUGGAUGGCGUAACAUUGUUAAUUUACAUGGUUAUCUACCAGAAGUUUAUGAAGAUACACGUAAAGUUAUAAUGAAUUCAUUAUCGGAAAAUCUUUAUAAAUGCACAACUUUGAAAACUUUAUCUGUUAAA
Molecule: messenger RNA, 153 nt
Organism: Dentiscutata erythropus
Lineage: Eukaryota; Fungi; Glomeromycota; Glomeromycetes; Diversisporales; Gigasporaceae
Source: the annotation of a GenBank genome assembly